CCAUUCACUAAAUUAACACACUAAGCAAAUGUGCGGCUGGAAUACUAUUCGCAGACACGUGUAGGCAAGUUAUCGAGGAACAAGUUCAAAUUUGCUGUUGGUGAUUGCUGGUGUAUAAACAGAGUAUAUUUACAGCAAAAUCAGUUUGGUUUUAAUACCUCGCUUGUCCUUCCUGCCCCUAAAAACAUUUUCUAUACGUCUGUAAUAAGGUUGAUUUGCCUUUGUUAAGUGAUAACCCCCCAAGCAGAGGAAAUUUAUAAAAAUAUCAAAAGAAAACAACAAUUAUAGAAACCUUAAUUUUAAUCAUUUGAAUUUUCAGUUUUCAUUGAUUUGGAUCGUUAGUGCGUGUAAUUUACUCGAUUUAAAAUCAUGGCUAUUUUACGUUUUUAUUCAAAUGAAGCUUGGGAAGAAGCUCAUCGUGUAAAGGUGUUGAAACAAUUAAAAAAUGCAUUUCCCAACAUUGUCUCGCUGCAAGUGGAAAAAUGUUAUCACGUUGAGACAACUACAGCCAUCGAACCUAAAGCUAAGAGUUUAUUGAAAUGGUUGCUCAAACAUCCACAAGGCGAUGAAAGCAGUUUGUAUGAGAAAACUACAUUAUCCGCUGAAAAGGCAGAACUCUUCUUAGUAGAGAUUGGACCACGUUUCAAUUUCUCCACCGCCUUUUCUACCAACUGUGUUAAUAUUUGCCAAAAUGUGGGUCUCACCCAAGUCACCCGUGUAGAAGCCUCUGAUCGUUAUCUCAUUGGCUAUUCGAACGAGAAACCUAACCUUGAACAACUAGUUGAUUUGCUCAGUGAUCGUAUGACUGAAUGUCCUUAUACUAAGGAAAAUUUACCCGUCAAUAGUUUCAACGAACAAUUACCACAAUCUCAAGAGUCCUGGUAUAAAGUGCCAGUUUUGGAAGAAGGUCGCAAGGCCUUAGAAGAAGUUAACACCAAACUUGGUCUAGCUUUUGGUGACUGGGAUUUGGAUUAUUAUACAAAUCUUUUUAAGAAUGUACUCAAACGUAAUCCCACCACCGUGGAAUUGUUUGAUUGUGCUCAGAGUAACAGUGAGCAUUCUAGACAUUGGUUCUUCCGUGGCAAAAUGAUUGUGGAUGGUGUCGAACAGCCUCAAUCUUUGAUACGCAUGAUUAUGGAUACACAAAAGAAUACCAAUGACAAUAACACUAUUAAAUUUAGUGAUAACAGUAGUGCCAUUCGUGGUUUUAAGCAUGUCACCAUUAGACCUCAGGUAUUCGACGGUCCUGGUAUGGUUUCAUUGCAAACUGUGAAUUCAGAUUUAAUUUAUACUGCCGAAACUCAUAAUAUGCCUACAGCUGUGGCUCCUUUCAGUGGUGCUACCACUGGUACAGGUGGACGUUUGAGAGAUGUUCAAGGUGUGGGACGUGGUGGUAUACCCAUUGCCGGUACAGCUGGUUAUUGUGUGGGUUCUUUGAAUAUACCUGGUUUUCCUAGAACCUAUGAAAAUGCCAACUAUGAAUAUCCCUCAUCCUUCGCUAAGCUGAAGGUUCUUAUUGAAGCUAGUAAUGGUGCUUCGGAUUAUGGCAACAAAUUUGGUGAACCCGUUAUUACCGGUUUCGUUAAUUCAUAUGGUUUGACUAAUGCUCAGGGCGAACGUGAUGAAUAUGUUAAACCUAUUAUGUUCAGUGGUGGUAUGGGUACUAUGGAAUCUAGUAUGCGUCAGAAAAUUGAUCCUAAAAGAGGCAAUUUACUGGCUAAAAUCGGUGGUCCAGUUUAUCGUAUCGGUGUGGGCGGUGGUGCUGCCAGUUCUGUGGAGGUACAAGGCUCCAAUGAUUCUUCUUUAGAUUUCAAUGCUGUGCAACGUGGCGACGCUGAAAUGGAAAAUAAAUUGAAUCGUGUGGUCAGAGCUUGCAUAGAAAUGGGAGAUAAAAAUCCCAUACUGGCCAUACAUGAUCAAGGUGCUGGUGGUAAUGGUAAUGUUUUAAAAGAAUUGGUUGAGCCUGGCUUUGCUGGUGCUAUUAUUUUCUCCAAGGAAUUCCAAUUGGGUGAUCCCACUAUUAAUGCUUUGGAAUUAUGGGGAGCUGAGUAUCAAGAAAACGAUGCUAUACUCUGCAAACCUGAAGAUCGUGCCUUAUUGGAGAGAAUUUGUGAAAGAGAACGUUGUCCCAUUAGUUUUGUGGGUGUGGUAACGGGAGAUGGUCGUGUUACUUUAGUUGAAAGUGAGGCCGAUUUUGAAAAGGCUUUAAGUGCUAACAAUGAGGCCACCGCUAUGGGGCCAGUACCUUUUGAUUUGGAAUUGAAACAUGUUUUAGGUGAAAUGCCCAAGCGUGAAUAUCAGUUGCAACGUGAACAUAAUCUAUUGCCUUUGCAAUUCGAAAGUAAUUUCGAUUAUAGCAAGAGCUUGGAACAGGUACUAAGCUUGGUUUCAGUGGGCAGCAAACGUUAUUUAACCAACAAGGUCGAUCGUUGUGUUACCGGUUUAAUAGCUCAACCAUGUGUGGGUCCCUUGCAUACACCAUUGGCUGAUUUUGGUUUGGUUACGGUGUCUCUUAGCACUGAAGGUAUUGCCACUUCUAUAGGCACACAACCUAUUAAGGGUCUUUUGGAUGCGGGUGCCAUGGCUCGCAUGAGUGUGGCUGAGGCUUUAUCCAAUUUGGUGUUUGUUAAGAUCAGCGAAUUGGCUGAUGUUAAGUGUUCCGGCAAUUGGAUGUGGGCUGCUAAGUUGCCAGGCGAGGGCGCUCGUAUGUAUGAUGCCUGUGUGGAAAUGUGUCAAAUCAUGAAGGAGCUUAGAAUUGCUGUAGAUGGUGGCAAAGAUUCUUUGUCCAUGGCAGCUAAAGUUGGUGGCAAGACUAUUAAAUCUCCCGGCACUUUGGUUAUAUCUACUUAUGCCCCUUGUCCAGAUGUAAAUGUUAAAAUCACCCCUGAUCUUAAGGGUCCUUUGAAUGGCUUGGAAACCUCUUUGAUUUGGGUGAAUAGAAAUAAAUUCCGUUUGGGUGGCAGUGCAUUGGCUCAAGUCUUUAGCCAACAAGGCAGUGAAUGUCCCAAUCUCAAAGAAAGUGAGGUUUUGGUACAAGCUUUCAAUGUUACCCAAAAACUUUUGUCCGAAGGCAAACUUUGGGCUGGUCAUGACAUUAGUGAGGGUGGUUUAGUGGUGUGUGUUUUGGAAAUGGCGUUAGCUGGUCUUAGCGGCCUUGAAGUAGACUUGACCAGUGCCUUGGCUAAGAUAUCUGCACAAAAUGUGGACAACUCCUGUAAAAAUAUGCCUGAAUUAGCUGUUCUUUAUGCUGAGGAAUGUGGUUGGGUUUUGGAAGUUGCUACUGCUGAUGUUAAAGGAGUACAAAAUGCCUUUACCCAGGCUGGUGUUCCCAACCAUUUGAUUGGGCUCACCAAGUCUUAUGGUCUGGAAUCUAACAUAAAAAUUGCCUGUAAUGGUAAAACUUUAGUACAAAAUUCCGUUAAGUCGCUGUACAAACAAUGGAAGUAUAGUUUUGAAUUGGAGAAAUUGCAAGCUAAUGUCGACUGUGCCAGAGAGUUUAAUACCUUGGAGUACCGUACUGGUCCCAAAUACAACUGUACUGUAGACUUAAGUUCAGAAUUGGUGGUGAAACGUGCUGCUUGCUCUGUGCCCGUGGCUGUUUUAAGAGAAGAAGGUGUUAACAGUGAUCGUGAAAUGAUGGCUUGUUUGCUAAAGGCCAAUUUCGAGGUUCAUGAUGUUACCAUGUCGGAUUUGUUAAGUGGUAAAACCACUUUGGAUCGUUAUCGUGGUCUUAUUUUCCCCGGUGGUUUCAGUUAUGCUGAUACCUUGGGCUCUGCCAAGGGUUGGGCUGCCAAUAUUAUGUUUAGUGAAUUGCUGGUGCCUCAAUUCCAGGCCUUUAAGAAACGUCAAGAUACCUUCUCUUUGGGUAUUUGCAAUGGCUGUCAAUUGAUGAGUUUAAUUGGCUGGGUGGGUGCUGCUAACGAGCAAGCCGAUGCUCAAGUAAUCAAUCAACCAGAUGUGGCUCUUUUACACAAUAAAUCCGAACGUUUUGAAUGCCGCUGGGCUUCGCUACGCAUUGCUGACAGCAAAGCCAUGAUGUUGAGUAAAUUGGCCGGUUCAACUUUGGGUUGUUGGGUGGCUCAUGGUGAGGGCCGUUUCUCAUUCCGCAAUCAGGAGAUAUUGAAUAACUUAAAGGCACAAAAAUGUGUGGCCUUACAUUAUGUAGAUGAUAAUGGCAAAGCCACAGAAGUUUACCCCAUGAAUCCUAAUGGCAGUACUGAGGGUAUUGCUGGUCUUUGUUCACAAGAUGGUCGCCAUUUGGCUUUAAUGCCACAUCCCGAACGUUGUUUUGCUACUCAUCAAUGGCCUUAUCUAUCCCCUGGUUUCAAUUGCAAAUCUCAAGCCAGUCCCUGGCAAAUUAUGUUCAAUACUGCCUAUGAAUGGUGUACAGAAUCAUUGUAAAAAUAUAAAUAUUUCUUUAAACAAAAUUUUGCAUUUAUUUCCACAAUUAAUUGUAUACUAAACUUUUUAUAUUAUAAAAACAACAAUAAAUAAUUUCUAAUUACUUUUAACAUUA
This is a messenger RNA of Lucilia sericata (common green bottle fly), 4516 nucleotides long. It is a transcript of the gene Pfas, whose product is annotated as phosphoribosylformylglycinamidine synthase. Gene Ontology annotation, biological process: 'de novo' IMP biosynthetic process. The record is from RefSeq and is a predicted model, not a curated record. Gene Ontology annotation, molecular function: phosphoribosylformylglycinamidine synthase activity. Lineage: Eukaryota; Metazoa; Arthropoda; Insecta; Diptera; Calliphoridae.